AAAAAAACCUAACAACAGCUCACCUUGCCCCAAAACACACACUUGGCAAAAUAACCUUAGCAAACGAACACAGAAAUCUUCAAACCCCAAAACCAAGGCUUCCGGAGACAGGCAAGGGAGGGCUUCUCUAAAAUACACCUGCCGGCAAUACUAUCAAAAACCUACCUUUCUAGAUCCGUUUAUUCUGUUAUUGUGCAAGGAUCUAUUUUUUUCCUCUUCAGAUCUCUCCAAUUUUUUUUUCUUGGGUUGCAAUCUCACCUACCUGUCAAUUUUAUACAAUAUUUUUUUAUAAAAGAAAUCGUAAAGCUCGAGUCUUUUUUUUUUUAAUUAUUUUUGUGUUUUUUUAGGGAAUCAAUCAAUAAUGGAGAUGGAGUUUGUGGAGUUAUUUGAUGAAGCAAAGAAAGCUGCAGAUGCUUCUCUCAAUGAUGACGUAUGGUCUAGUGGACCGGAGGUGACUCGGUGUGUUGAUUCGCUGAAACAGCUCAGGAAGUUUAAAGUUACUAGUGAACUUCUUGUUUCUACUCAGGUUGGGAAAAAACUUCGACCUCUUGCAAAGCAUCCUAAGGAGAAAAUCCGAGCUGUGGCCUCUGACUUGCUUGAGAUGUGGAAAAAGAUGGUCAUUGAUGAGACGAGAAAAAAAAAUGGCAGCAUUGACAGUAAAAGUUCAGUAAAAGCUGAGGUAUCAAAAUCGGAGACUGUCAAAGUUGAGAAGCUUCGAAAGACUAGUGUGGUAAAGGUUGAAAAGGCUUCAACCUCAGAAACUGUUAAAGUUGAGAAAAUGGAUCAGGAUAAGACUGUCAAGGUUGAGAAGAUGAGCAAGCAGGAAAUCCAGACUUCCAGUGUGAAGCAACCAUCACAAUCACCUAUUGGUCCACCAAAGCUGAAGACACUGGUUAAAUGUAAUGAUGCUUUACGCGACAAAAUCCGCGAACUUCUUGCAGAGGCCUUGUCCAAAGUUGCCAGCGAGGCUGAUGAGGACAUCAGGGAUGAAGUAGAAGCAUGUGACCCUAUUCGAGUUGCUGUGUCUGUAGAAUCCAUGAUGUUUGAAAAACUCGGUCGGUCAAAUGGAGCACAAAAAUUGAAGUACAGAUCUAUAAUGUUCAAUAUCAAGGACCAAAACAACCCAGAUUUUAGGAGAAAAGUUCUUCUUGGAGAGGUCCAACCUGAGAGGCUUGUUACCAUGGGCCCUGAAGAAAUGGCAAGUGAACAAAGGAAGCGAGAGAAUAACCAAAUUAAAGAGAAAGUGUUGUUUGAUUGUGAGCGUAGUGGUCAAGCACAAGCCACAACUGAUCAGUUUAAGUGUGGUCGUUGUAGACAGCGCAAAUGCACUUACUAUCAGAUGCAGACCAGGAGUGCAGAUGAACCUAUGACAACAUAUGUAACAUGUGUAAACUGCAACAACCAUUGGAAAUUCUGCUAAUCUGGUCUUUAGGUAGGACUGCACUUCUGUAGAACUGGUAUGGAGCUGGUUAUCUGUGAAGCUUCAUCUGUAUUUUUAACUGAACUACCAUUUCAGUUUGUUGUCUUAGGUAUUUGGGAGAAAAUAUUUCAUUCAUUUCCAUUUUCUGUAGCCUGUAGGGAUAUUUUGUUCAGGGGGUCUAUCCAGGCUUCUGGUCUUGUCAUUUGAUGACUUCAGCCAGACCUGAGAUCGGAACAUUCUGGUUGCCUC
Molecule: messenger RNA, 1669 nt
Organism: Populus trichocarpa (black cottonwood)
Lineage: Eukaryota; Viridiplantae; Streptophyta; Magnoliopsida; Malpighiales; Salicaceae
Product: transcription elongation factor TFIIS
Exons: 2
Coding region: 362-1420 (352 amino acids)
Biological process (GO): transcription elongation by RNA polymerase II; DNA-templated transcription
Cellular component (GO): nucleus
Molecular function (GO): nucleic acid binding; zinc ion binding
Source: RefSeq, a predicted model, not a curated record